GCGUUUUCAGCGCGAGCGCGUGAUGUGUAAAACUCCGCACACACUCACGCGCUGACUCACAUUCAUUCAGUCCCUUUAGGUCUUCACUUAUUCUCUACUUUUUAUUUACCGCCUCGGUAGUUUGGACGUGUGGAAAUGACAGCGGUGGAUGAUGGAUGUGCAGGAACACUUGGAGGUUCUGCACUGCUGGAGGAUGAGUGUCAUCUCAAACAUACUCACACACACUCUCACACUCAGCAUAGAGAAGCUCCAAUGGUGGUGGUGUGGAGAAAUGUGGUUCUGAUGAGUGUUCUUCACACUGCAGCCGUGUACGCCCUGGUCCUCAUCCCCUCAGCUUCAACAUACACACUGCUGUGGACUGUGGUCUGUUUUGUGUUCAGUGCAUUGGGUAUAACUGCAGGAGCGCACAGACUGUGGAGUCACAGAUCAUAUAAAGCCUCACUGCCUUUACGAAUCUUCCUUGCUGUCGCUAACUCCAUGGCCUUCCAGAAUGACAUUUAUGAGUGGUCUCGAGACCAUCGAGUCCAUCACAAGUACUCAGAGACGGACGCAGACCCCCAUAAUGCUUCUCGGGGAUUCUUCUUUGCUCAUAUCGGCUGGCUGCUGGUGAGGAAACAUCCCGACGUCAUUGAGAAUGGCCAGAAACUGGAGCUCAGUGAUCUGAAGAAUGACAGAGUUGUCAUGUUCCAGAGAAGGUUCUAUAAGACCUCUGUAGUAGUGAUGUGCUUCCUGAUCCCAGCAAUGUUGCCAUGGUUCCUGUGGGCAGAGUCUCUGUGGGUGGGCUUUUUUGUACCUGUCCUCCUUAGGUACACGCUGGUGCUAAAUGCCACCUGGUUAGUGAACAGUGCCGCCCACAUGUGGGGGAACCGGCCAUACAACAUGAACAUCAACCCGCGGGAGAACCGCUUCGUCACCUUCAGUGCCAUCGGUGAAGGAUUCCAUAACUACCACCACACCUUUCCAUAUGACUACGCCACCAGUGAGUUUGGCUGCAAGCUGAACCUUACCACCUGCUUCAUUGACCUCAUGUGUGUCCUGGGACUGGCUAAAGACCGCCACCGUGUUCCCACUGACCUCGUCAGGGCUCGCGCCAAACGCACCGGUGACGGGAGCCACAGGACUGGAUAAUGCGCUGCAGUGAUUUGUCUCUGAUCAUGGCCGGAUGGGUGUCGUCGUACAUGCACAAAUGGAGAAGAGUUUAGAUCACUUGAGGAGCUUCAAAUUCCCACAUGCUGAAUUACAUGUUUUGUAUGUUAAAUGUAGCUGAACUGUGUGUGUGUGUGUGUGUGUGUGUGUGUGUGUGUGUGUGUGUGUGUGUUUGGGGUGGGGGAGGAAUUUCUCAAUAAAAAUUGAUAAA
This is a messenger RNA of Ictalurus punctatus (channel catfish), 1357 nucleotides long. RefSeq names its product stearoyl-CoA desaturase (delta-9-desaturase) (gene scd). NCBI's taxonomy places the organism in Eukaryota, Metazoa, Chordata, Actinopteri, Siluriformes, Ictaluridae. The record is from RefSeq and is a predicted model, not a curated record. The transcript has 7 exons. Gene Ontology annotation, biological process: unsaturated fatty acid biosynthetic process; response to fatty acid. Gene Ontology annotation, molecular function: palmitoyl-CoA 9-desaturase activity; iron ion binding; stearoyl-CoA 9-desaturase activity. Bases 136 to 1128 code for a protein of 330 amino acids. Gene Ontology annotation, cellular component: endoplasmic reticulum membrane.